AUGAUGCGGGAUUUGGACGCAUCCAGCCCAGUCGUUUGGCCUCCAUGGUGUUAUUCAGUGGACAUCAAAAGAGACAUCGACUUGUUUGGUUUGCCGAAGAGCCGACGUUCGGGGGUCGGUAUGCAGAUUGAGCACUCGGUGAAUAACAACAACACGACUAGCACCAACAACAAUAGAGUGGCGGCCGCGGCCGACGUGAAGACGGAACGCUUGAGCCCGGUGGCUGCGGCGGGCGGCGACUCAGCAUCGUCGCGUAGCGGCACGCCGUCCUCUUCGUGCUACCCCAACACGCCGCCCGGCGUCUCUGCCGCGGUGGACCGCGUGUCCAGUCCUGCGCCCAACCGAAACUGCAGCGACCUCAUACGAAGUCUGGCCGCCAAGUACCAGAAUGCCAACCCCAGCGAGUACAUGCCUUCGCGGAACGGUUUAAGCCUCGGCAUACUGUCAGCUGCCACCGCCGCUGCAGCAGCGGCGGCUGCCGCGGCCGCGUCGACCAAAGACAACGGCUGCGACGGGAGUCUGCUGAACCCAGGAUUUCCAUUCGCGACGCCCACCAUACCUGGGACCAACGUGCCCAUGUUCCCACCCAUGAUGGACAUGUCGUCCACGCAGGCGCUACUGUCCAUGGUCCGGUCUUCACAGUUUGACGCGUUCAUGAGCGGCAAGACCGGCGGUGGCACCAAGCGGCCUAGCUCUGCUUCGUCGUCGUCGUCCAACCAGCUGCACCCUCACAACAUCGGCUCGGCGGCCGCUGCCUCAGCGUCCGAACAGAACCCGCUUGACCUGUCGUCGUCGUCGAGUCCAUGCAAAAAACCUCGCAAAGGUCAUCCGCCUGCGCCCGGCCAAUGGGAGAGCGCCGCGGCCGCCGCCGGAUCGUUUGCCGAAACGUUCCUCAACAUACCGGCUUUCGGUCUGGCUCUGCAAAAGUCCCGGGAAAAGGUCGCCCUGACCUGCAAUGGCGUAGGCGGCAACAACAAGCGGCUGGGCAGCGUGUCGCCGAAACCGUCAAAGGCUCCGUCGAAACAGUCCCCGUGCCAUCAGACCGCUCCCAGCCGGGUGUUACCUUGCGCUUCGACCUGUUCCGCACCGUCGGCCACCUCCACCGCCGAUAAACACACCUGUCCCAAUGUGGCCGACAAGUCGGUAGUGUCUUCGUGGACGGUGGAUGACGUGUGUGAUUUCGUUGGAACCAUCGACUUGUGCGCCGAGUACUCACAGGUCAGUAGUGUUAUAUAG
This is a messenger RNA of Macrosiphum euphorbiae (potato aphid), 1236 nucleotides long. Lineage: Eukaryota; Metazoa; Arthropoda; Insecta; Hemiptera; Aphididae. The record is from the annotation of a GenBank genome assembly.